CUGAAAUACUGGGUGACCAACUGCAAACAUUUGAAGCAGAGGCGGCCAUCUUGAACUCCUGGCUGAGGACAGCAAAGAUGAAGUUGUCGAGUUUGAAGCAGCUGAGUGAGCAGGAUCUGCAGAGUAUGGCAGCCAUUCGAGCCAAGGUGGAGAAGUUGCUGGAGUUCCAGAAGGAGGUUGAGAACCAGCUGCCACUUCGCUCCAAGGUGUUGAAUGUGGGUCGUCAGCUGAUGAUGAGUUCGUCAUACAACACCACUGGUCUUGGUGAUCGCCUCCAGGGAUAUGAGACAGAGUGGGCGGAGCUACAGCGGGACAUCGUCCACACUGAGGAGACACUGCACCAGGCUCAGAUGGACCUCAUGCCGUCCCGACAAGCCCUGCAUGAGCUGGCCGAGUGGCUGGACAUCAUCCGGACACAGCUCCAGGAGGACAAGAACAAGCCCAUCCACAGCCUGGCUGACAUGGAGGUGAUGCUGAAGAAGUACAAGGGGUACAAGAUUGAGCUGAGCAGCAAGCAGCUCACGGUGGACUUCGUCAACCAGCAGGUUCUCCAGCCACACAUCCCCGAGGAGGAUGCAGAGAAACUUGACUUCGCCGAGAAGCUGGGGGAGUUCAAUCGCCAGUGGAAGAUAUUCACUAGUGAUGUGAAUGAGAGGCUGAGGACAUUGGAGAGACUGUCAUCCAAGUUUGAGGACUUUGAGAAGUUAAUGUCUCGGCUCAAGUUGUGGUUCAGAGAACAGGAGGAUAAAAUAAAAAACUAUGGACAUGUUGGUCACACGUCUGGUGUCAGGCAGACACUCAGUGAAUGCAAGGAACUACAACGUCAGCUGAAGGCCAAAGAGUCUGAUAUACAGGCUGCCAAGUCUCUGGCUGAAAGCCUGAUUGACCUCAGUGUGGACUCUCCUGGAUGUCAGCGUGGAGUUCAGGACAGCUUGGACGGACUCAACAGACAGUGGCUCCAUCUGGAGGAGCAGCUCGGCCAGCUGGAGAACACCCUGGAGGGCAUGCUGGGAGAGUGGGGACACUACUCCUCACAGCUGCAGGCUCUCAUGCAGAUGCUCACCAACAUUGACUACUGUCUCAACCGCUACACCUUGGUGGGCGGGGACAUCUCAACACUCACCGACCAGGUCAACAAACUCAGGACCCUGGAGGCAGAGCUCCAUCACCAUGAGCCCCAGAGGGAUGCCUUCCUAGCUUUGUGUCAGCAGCUCACCAAGGUCAGUGAUGCUCCCAUCUCAGCAGACAUCCAGAAGACUGCUGCAGACGUCCAAAACAAAUGGCGCCGACUUUCUGCUGAUCUGUCAACACGACGGAAGCAGUUUGAGCAGUUCUUGCAGCGAUGGCAGAAUUAUGAGUCAGAAUACGACAGUAUCCGCCGUUGGCUAGAUGACAAGGAGAAGAUCUGCCAUGGUCUGACCACCUGCCAGGAUGACCCCACUUCACGCCGCCAAUGUCUGGAGCAGAGCAAGACAUUACAGGCAGAGUUUGACAACAUCCAGAGUCGGGUUUCUCAACUGUGUCAUCUUAGUGAUGACCUUGCCAAAAGUAUGGAGCCAUCCUCAAUCCUGAUGAUGACGUCCAGACACUCCGGACUUGAACAGAGACUCCUUGGACUCCGCCAUGUCCUGGCCCAGAACAUGGAAGCCCUCCAAGAUGACCUGACUUCACUAGAGCAGUUCAGGGAUGCAUUUGAAGUCCUCCGCAUCUUCCUGGAUCAUGCUGAGGUUGUCCUGGAGCAAGCAGAUCCAAACAAGUCAUCAGAUGAGAUUGACCUGAGAGACCGUUUAAACCAGCUGAAGGACCUACAGACUCAGUUCACCAACAAUUAUGCCAAACUUGACAGUUUGAACAUCAUGGGCUACAAACUGGCUCUGGGUGACCGUGAUGCACAGCGUCUUAGUGACCUGAACCACCGCUGGCACCGACUCUACAGCUGCUGUGGGGAGAGAAGCAAGAGUCUUCAAGCCAAUGUGUUGGUGCAGCAGGACUUCAGUUCCAAGUGUGACUCCUGGAUGACAUUCCUGGCCCAGACAGAACAGGACCUGGCAGUAGACAUUGCCGGAAAUCUGGUGGACCUCCGGGAUCAGCAGAAGAUGUGCCAGAAAUUUGAUUCCGAGAUGUACAGUCGGCAACAGGUGCUUCAUGCCAUUAUCAGUGAUGGUGGGAAGAUGCUGCAGGCAGGAGACAUUGAUGACCCAGCAGAGUUUCAGCAGAAGCUUCACCUCCUGUCAGAGCAAUGGAGGAGUGUGGUGCGCCGGGCCAACCAACGGAAAGUCAUCAUUGACAACAGCAUACAGCAGUGGAACACCUACAACAACCUAAGUCAGCAACUCCGAGUCUGGCUAGAGGACAAGACAAUGCAAGAGUUUGAGUUCGAAACAGCCUCACUACAACAGAUAAACAGCAUGCUACAGAAGGUCAAGACCACUCAGCAAGAGUUCCAGCUACAGGAGCACAGCUUCAGACAGAUUCACGAGAUCGGCCGUGACCUCCAGCAGCGGGCUGACCCAGUGGCGAAGGACCAGGUGAAGGUCAACAUGGAACAGCUGGAGCGCAGCUGGUGUGACAGCUACAGCCGCCUUGAGCACCACCGCCUGCAUCUGGAGGAGCUUCUGCAGGAGUGGCAGGAGUGUGAGGAGGACAUUGACGACAUCCUGGCAUGGCUCAGGGAGACUCGGCAGAUCCUGGCGGCAGAUCUCCCUACAGUGUACGACAAUCUCCAGGCAGAUCUCAACAACAGCAAGGAUAUAGCAACAUCAUUUGCCAACUCGGAGGACCGCCGCCAACAACUGUUGUCACGGGAGAGGAAUCUGUCCCGAAGGAUCCACUCAGAGGACAUGAAUGUCUUGGCCCAGCGGAUCCGCCUCCUCAACAAGCAGUGGAAUGAGCUGGCCAGUCAGACACUACUCCGGGAACAGCGCCUCCGAGAUGCCAUGUGUCGCUGGUCUGGCUUCUCUGACCAGGUCCAGGACUUCCUGGACUGGAUAAAGGACAUGGAGAUCACUGUGACUACAAGCCUAGAGAUGCAUGUGGAGGAUCUCCUCAACAGACUUGAAACUGAGGUGCAAGACAAGCUUAUGGCAAAGGAAAGAGAGAAGAACCAGCUAAUGGAUCAAGGUCAUCGGCUGAUGAAGGUCAGCAGUGACAUCCGUGCCUCGGACAUUGAACACCGUAUUGAGAAACUUGAUGAUAGAUGGCAACACUUGCAGUCAGUUGUCAGCUUCAGAAAGAGGAAGCUGCAUGAGACGGUGCUUGCUGUAAGACAACUAGACAUCAGUAUGCGCAACCUGAGCAGAUGGUUGUCAGAUAUGGAACAAGAAGUAGGUGGCGCUAUAGUCUACAGUGAUUGUGAUUGGCAAGAGAUACAGACAAAGAUUCACCAACAACAGGAGUUACAGAAGGACAUCGAGCAGCACAGUGCUGGUGUGGCGUCAGUACUCAACCUGUGUGAGGUGUUGCUCCAUGACUCCGACGCCUGCCCAACAGACAUUGAGUACAACGCUUUGCAGCAUGCUCGCAAAACCCUGGACCAGCGCUUGCGCUCCAUCUGUAAGCUGUCCCCGGAGAGGCGGGCAAGGAUUGAAGAGAGUUGGCAGCUUUGGGAAGUGUUCAAGCAAGACUGUAAGACCUUCAGUGACUGGCUGAUUGAUGUUGAAACUGAGGUCGGCACCUACAGUGUGGAAGAUGUGUCUGUGGAACUCACCAAAGAGGAGAUCAGGAAAUAUGAGACCCUCCAGCGCAACGUGCUCAACCACCUGGGAGAGCUGGAGCACAUCAACAAGCAGUACCGGCGUCUGGCCAGGGAGGGACGCACAGACACCAAUGGCAGUCUGCGGGCCAGCAUGCAGGAUGUCAAUGAUCGGUGGGACCAUCUGCAGAAGCGCGUCACCUCCAUCAUGAAAUGCCUCCGCAACUCCACCAGCAUCCGCACAGACUUUAGCAGCACACAAACAUCCCUGAUGACCUGGCUGAUAGAGAUAGAGUCUCAACUGAACACCAUCCAGCGGCACUCCAGUGGAGACAUGGCAACACAGCAGGCCCAGAUCAGUAGACUGGUGGAGGAGAUCAAUUCAAAGAGGAGCAGGUUUGAGUACCUGGACCAGUCAGCUGUAUACUUGAUGCAGAAAGGUGAUGCUGACGAGGUGGUGCAGGUGCAGGGGGACCUGGAGGAGAUACGGCGACGCUGGAAGCAGGUUCUGGAGCAGGCCACUGUGUACAACAUACAGGUGUCAUCUACAACACAGAUUGAGGAGACACGUCUGUUUGAGCAGAGGAGUACCAUGGUGAAUCCUGAUGAGGAGGAGAUGAGUGUCACAUCUGUCGAUGUGCGGCGGAGACAGAUGCAGGAUACAUCAGCCACAGUAGACUUGGAUGUCACAGAGCUGGAGGCCUACUUGGCCAGUUCCCCACCAGAGAGCCCCCCACAGAAACGUCGCACAAUGCCACGAUCAUCAACUCUAGACACAGAUGCCAGCAAGCGAGUUGAGAAGCGACAGAAGAUGAAGUCGGAGUUGGGUCAGAAGGGGAAGACAGCCAAGUAUGACCCCCUCCUCAACAAGCUUGGGGAUGCUAUUGAGGAUGCUGCAGGGAAGCUGCUUGUGGCCGAGAGGCAGAUCUCCUCCGGAGCAGACAGCAGUAGUCUCCAUAGUUAUCGGUCCGAUUGUGAGCGGGCGAUUGAGACAGUUCAACGUCUGGAGCAGCGCCUCAAGUCGGAGACAGGCCAGACACGAAUGAAUUAUCUUGACACUCAAGUCAGAAGUGUUGUGCAGCGUUGGGAGAUCCUCCAGCUGCGUGUCACGGAGCGUGAGUACAAGGUGGUGACCGAGCGCCAGGACCAGACACAGUUCCGGGUCGACCUGGACAACAUGCUGGCCUGGCUGGAUGAGGCCGAGGCCCUGCAGUCAGCCCAGCAACCGUUGCCUGGCGACAUGGCAGAACUGGAAAGUGUCAUCAGACAGUACAAGGACUUCCUGGUGCAGCUGGAGUCAAAGAAAGCCCGGGUGUUGUCCAUCAACCUCAUCAGCAAGAACUUCAUCAACCUCUCCACAGCAGAUGGCCGUGAUAUGCAGGAGAAACUCCGACAGAUGAACGAACGAUGGGAGGCAGUCAACUCACGGGCUGAUAGUGUCCACCGUGGCCUGCAGGUGGCCCUGCUGCAGAGUCAGGAGUUCCAUCAUGAAAUACAUGACCGCUACAUGUGGCUGGAGAGCAUCGAGAACAGGAUGCAGAAGUGUGAGCCCAUUAAGCUGAAUGCUGAUGAGACACACCUGUGGCUGCAGUACAACAGAUUGAUGGAGCUGCAUGGAGAGCUGGAGAGGAACCAGCCUAAGAUCCUGGCCAUCAAGGACACCACAGACCAGCUGUAUAUGAACACUGACUCACAGGAGAUGGUUAAUGCCAAAGAUAAAAUGCACAUCAUUGCCAACCGUGUAAGGGCAUUACUUCGGCUGACAUCAUCCUAUAUCUCUAGUCUGGAGAACAAGCUACACAUCUCUGCUCGGGCAUCGCCAGCAAACUUAGAUGUAUCAGAUGUAUCCUCUGGGACAUCGCGAGGAUCACGAUCAAGCAGUCCAAGGUCAUCCCUACUGAGGCCAGGAUCCUCCUUGAGAGUGAGGAAUCGAUCACCCUUUGCCCUCUCACGACAGCUUCUGUUUGGAGACACUCGACCCCUGCUCCAGCCAGCGGACGAAACUGACAAUUUAAAUACCGCACGUGAUAUCGUGUCCCUCCGGCGACGACGGGCACCGCUGUUUGCGCGAGUGUUGCGGACAGCAUUGCCACUCCAGCUGUUGUUACUGCUGCUGCUGGGCAUGGCCUGCCUGGUCCCUAUCUGUGAGGAUGAGUACAGCUGCGUCCUUGCCAACAACCUGCAGCAGUCACUGUCGCCGAUGUUGCGCUACACCCAGGGGCCUCCACCAAUGUAGAUUGCUGAAGUCACCAUCUUUACAGUACACAGAAUGACAGGCCCCCCAAGUGUUGAACAAACAUUGCAUCUUUCUACCAAAGUUAUACACAAAACCUGUUGAUUGGAUCCCAGUUUCAUGUGGUUGCCAUGGCAACUGUUUGAAUCUCUGACUUCUUAGAUGGAUUAUUUGGACUUGCGUGAGCACAGUAAAUGGAACAAUUGUAUGUGUGAUACACUGGGAAAAUAUAAAGUGUUUCUGGAAACCCCGGAAAUAGUGAAUGUUCAGAAGCCACGGGAAACUGUGUAUGUGAGGUCGAUGUUGGGCAGGCACACUUCCGUGUCUCCUGUGAUAUAAUCUCUACAAGGCAGCAGAGUUGGUCACACUGUAGAGGACCUUCAACAACGAGAUGGCGUCACAGAACAUUCUCUGUGUGUGUGACUGGGAGACUGUCUCAAAGCAGGGACCAUGAUAUGACAUAAUAUUGUUUAACAUAAUAAAGAAUUCAUAAUGAAAUAUAUACAUAAUAUUGUACAUAAUAUUUCUCUUGUUGUAAGGUUGUUAUUUACUGCCAUGCUCUAUACACUGAAUUAUUGCAUAUUUUAUUCCUAGAUGUCUUUCUGUGCUUCACAAGUCUGUGAUAGUCGUGCCUUGUAGCUUAUUAUACAUCAAACAGACAUCUGUGUGUCGCCUCGGCUUGUAGGCAACACCACUACUCUGUAGUAGUCUACUGUCACACUGGAAACGAUCUGAAAUAUGUACAUAUCUACUCAGAUGAAUGCUGUCAAUAAUGUUAUUCUGCCAUUUUGUACAAUUUUCACAUCAUCAUCAGUUUAGCCAACAAUUAUCAUCUAUUUUGCUACCUGUAUCAAUAAAGUAAUUAUAUUA
Haliotis rubra (blacklip abalone) is the source of this 6794-nucleotide messenger RNA. RefSeq names its product nesprin-1-like. Lineage: Eukaryota; Metazoa; Mollusca; Gastropoda; Lepetellida; Haliotidae. Gene Ontology annotation, molecular function: protein binding. The coding region runs from base 78 to 5927 and encodes 1949 amino acids. The transcript has 25 exons. The record is from RefSeq and is a predicted model, not a curated record. Gene Ontology annotation, cellular component: membrane.